Messenger RNA from Branchiostoma floridae (Florida lancelet), 1227 nucleotides. RefSeq lists its product as uncharacterized. Lineage: Eukaryota; Metazoa; Chordata; Leptocardii; Amphioxiformes; Branchiostomatidae. The coding region runs from base 118 to 1050 and encodes 310 amino acids. The record is from RefSeq and is a predicted model, not a curated record. The transcript has a single exon.
GACAGUAGAGGGGGACCGGGGACAAGCUGCACUGAGAUUUCUCUAAAGAUUUCUUGUUUUUCGCCCGAUUCUGUGCUGUUUUCUCGUUGUUUCCUGGACAGUGGACAUCUCGCCGCCAUGCCGUACAACUCGGAGUUCAGCUUCAGCGUGUUGGUGGGCGGCCACGCCAUUCCCGAGUACGGCACAGGCGGGCAGGUUUUCGUGGAGUCCAACUUGUACACCCCAGCGUCCUAUAAGGAAAAGGAAGAAGUGGUCGUGGACGGACAGACGGAAGUGAACGAGUGGCCGGUGACUCCGUACACGAUCGAGAUCACGACCAAGCACCUCGCGCCACGUGCUCGCUACACCGUCAGCGUCGACGGUUUCGUGGUCACCAAGAUUCCGCUCACAGGAGGGAAGACAAGGGUUGUCAAGGGGUUCCACGAUAACGAGAGAGGUGGCCUGGCCGGGUUUGUCUUCUCACUGCCCAGAUACACCAAGAACGAGAGUGACGGAGGAAAGCAGAGCCCGGAGGACGUGGGAACCAUCAGGGUGACGAGCAACGACACCUGGCAGGAGUGGCUGCACCGACCAAGGCCCGUCACUAGGGGGCGCAAGGGCACAGCGUUUGUCCCAGCCACCAAGAGGGAUGCAUUCACCGUCACGGGGGGUCAGUACACCAUGGUGACCACUCGGAUGGGCCGGAACAUUCCUACACCUGGUCGCUGGACCAGCUUCGUGCGCCGGUGGAAGUGGGCCACGGGCGUGAGGCGCGGCGUGCUGGAGGUCAAGUGUCGCACGGGGGACGCCGUCAGGGCGACGGGCUUCCAGAUCAAGCCGUAUCCCGUCGUCAUGGCAGCAAACAACAACAUCUCACCUUAUCCCAUCGUCUUAGCCGCAAACAACAUCUCAGCAGGUAUAAGCAGCGAGGAGAAGGAGGUAAGCGCGGGUGUUGUCUUAUACAACAACAACGACAAUGACAACAAGUUGGGAGGACCCUUGUCUGCUAGCAUUAACAUGGAAGAGAAGCAACCAGGCAUUGCAGGUGUCUUAUCCAACAACAUCAAAUGACAACAAAAUACCGUCAGUCAGCAACAGCCAGGAGGUGAAGCAGUCAAGUAUCGGUGGUCUUGAGUUUCCGCCUUUUGCUGUCAUCAAGAAUUUGGGAGGACCCCCACCAACAAGCAUCAGCAGAGAGGUGGAACCGAGCACCAGUGGUUCAGACGUCCAUCCAUGUCUUAACAACAA